Messenger RNA from Panonychus citri (citrus red mite), 1470 nucleotides. RefSeq names its product phosphatidylserine lipase ABHD16A-like. The record is from RefSeq and is a predicted model, not a curated record. Gene Ontology annotation, molecular function: glycerophospholipase activity; monoacylglycerol lipase activity. Gene Ontology annotation, biological process: phosphatidylserine catabolic process; monoacylglycerol catabolic process. NCBI's taxonomy places the organism in Eukaryota, Metazoa, Arthropoda, Arachnida, Trombidiformes, Tetranychidae. Gene Ontology annotation, cellular component: endomembrane system. The coding region runs from base 109 to 1356 and encodes 415 amino acids. The transcript has 4 exons.
UAAUACACAAACUAAUUACAUCUAGAAAUUAUAUUCAGUUUAAUACUAAGCUCUCCAAUCUAAAUUGUUAUUGAGUUAAAAUUUGUCUCUUAAAUUGUUACAAUUACAAUGGACCAAGUUAAUCUUGCCAAUCAUCGUUUAAAUUGUUAUGAAAUUGAAUUUGAAUCAAUGCCAAUUACCUUUAAAUGGAUUGAAUCUAAAUUAAGUGAUCCAAAAAAACCACCGAAACCAUUGAAAAGUGAUCAAGAUGAAAGUUCAUUUCUUUAUUAUUUAUUGUCACUUCCCCAAGAGUUUUUGACAACAAUUUACAUGAAAACCAUGGGAAUUAAAUUAAUUUAUCCAGGAUCAACAAUGAUGAACAACUUGAUCAUGUCACAAAAGAUGAGAGAGAAAAGAAAUCGUCUAAUUAAAGAUUACCAAGGAAAACGAUGUAAAUUGUUAACUAACGACGGAAAUACAAUUGAUUCAAUGUUCAUUGAUCAAAGAGGAAUCAAUGUCAAUGGAGCUAAAUUAGUGAUUACCUGUGAAGGAAACAUGGGAUAUUAUGAAUGUAGUAGCAUUUGGUGUCCACUAACUGCCGGUUAUUCUGUUCUUGGUUGGAAUCACCCUGGUUUCGGUUCAUCAACUGGUCAACCUUUUCCCGAAGCUGAAGUCAAUGCAAUCGACACGGUGAUUAAAUUUGCUCUUGAAAAACUUUGCUUCAAUCAAGAAUCAAUCAUAAUCUAUGGCUGGUCAAUCGGUGGUUAUACGUCCAGUUGGGCGGCGAUGAGUUAUCCUUUCGUUCGUGGACUUAUUUUGGACGCUUCGUUUGACCAUAUUAAUUCAGUUCUAUCGACCAAAAUUCCGAGAAUCAGUCGACCCUUUUGGUUAUCUUCAAUGAAGAAACAUUUUAAUCUAAAUGUUUCCGAACAACUUGAUUAUUUCCCUGGUCCAGUUUUGGUCAUUCGACGGACUAAAGAUAUUAUCACAACUGAUAUUCUUUCAGAUCAGAUUAUGUCCAAUCGAGCUAAUUACAUAAUCAUCAACCUGUUUAAACGACGAUUCCCUAUGCUAAUGAAUGACACGGGAACUGCUUUGGCCUUAAAGUGCUGGUUAUCUGGAGAUACUAAUCAGCAAAAUCGAAUCAUGAUUGAUUAUAAUGUUGAUUUCGUUAAUUGUCAAUCUCUUCUUAAAAUGUUUCUCGAUAAACAUGGUCGUCGAUUUCCAGUUCUCAUUGGAUCGGAAUUAGAUGAGAAAACACGAAUUAGUUUAAUUCUUUUCUUGGCCUCGAAACAUUUACUCGACUUCGAUGAGACUCAUACUUGCCCUCUUCCAGUGAGAUACUUCAUUGAACCUUGGAAUUUAUUUGAAAUCUAAUUGUUACAAUUGCACUUUAACUAUCAUUAGAUUGUCAAAGUUGAUUAAAUCUCUUAUUAAAAAAUCUUUUGAAAUGGUUACUUUGUUUCGGAGGAAAAUUAAAUCACAUUGAAA